Linderina pennispora is the source of this 399-nucleotide messenger RNA. RefSeq lists its product as uncharacterized. The transcript has 2 exons. The record is from RefSeq and is a predicted model, not a curated record. The coding region runs from base 1 to 399 and encodes 132 amino acids. Gene Ontology annotation, biological process: multicellular organism development. NCBI's taxonomy places the organism in Eukaryota, Fungi, Kickxellomycota, Kickxellomycetes, Kickxellales, Kickxellaceae.
AUGGGUCGCAGCGCCAAGAGUACCAACAAGACUAGCCGGGGCAAGGUGACGCCAUACCGGAUCUUCUUCGACCAGGAGCUCAAGCGUCUCAAGGAGGAGAACCCGAGCCUCUCGCACAGGGAUGCCUUCAAGCAGGCCGGCCUCAACUGGAGGACCAGCCCACAGAACCCCAAGGUCAACCCUGCUGCUGCUGCUACCUGGGAAAAGACCAAGACCGAAAGCCGCUCCUGCUGCUACCACUGCUCCAGCUGCUACCGAAACAAGGCGACUGCUGACAAGGCAGCUACCUCCAAGCCUGCUUCGGCACCCAAGGAACCCAAGGAACCCAAGGAACCCAAGGAUGCUGGACUGACCUCGAUGGCGGCCCACGCGGUCACGGGGGCGGUUGCGGCCAAGUGA